CCAGGAUUCCAGUCCAUCUGGACCGUGUAUGACAGUAGACCUUAAAUUAUCCCAUUUGGAUUGGAACCCCGAAGCGACCCUAAUCCACUUCCAGGGCCAGUACCAGACCCUAGACGAGUUGGACUACAAAAGCCUUCAGCGGGAAAUCCAAAACACGCCCAAGAGCAAAGCUAACGUGGACAUCGGUGAGUUUUGCCUGGUGGAAGACCCCAGGACGGCCCAGUGGUACAGAGGAAGGUGUCAGGGGCGCAAAGGCGGCGUGUCGGACAUCUUCCUCAUCGACCACGGCAACGUCUUGAGCGUGGACGCGGCCCACAUAUCUUCGUGCUCCAAGGAUUUGUUCAACCGACCUGCGAAAAUCGUCUGUGGCUUCCUCGCUAACGUGCUGCUACAUGGCGGGUGGUGCCAUUCGUCCGGCGUGGUGGACUUCCUCUCCAGCCUGAUCGGGAAGAACGUCACGGGCUACAUCCAAGCCGUCCUGCCUCAUCAGGUUCUCCUGCUGGACCUUCCCCACAUCAACGACGAGCUGGUCAGGCAAGGCUUCGGCAAGCACGUGGACAAGGACACCUUUCUUCUCUUGGUGGAGUUGCUCACCGAGGUGCCGCUCAAGCAAAACAUCAAUCCCAUUCCGGACCUGCUGCUCAGCGGGCCGAGCGACCGCGUCUUUGGCUACAAGUCGUGCGCGUUGAAGGUCUACGAGCAGCUCCUGCCUUUUUACGGGCCCAAAAUGAGCUGCGGCACCCGUGCUCGAGUCCGACUGACGUCCGCUGUCAACCCGGGUCUCUUUUAUUGUCAGAUGGUGAGUAAGGAGUCCGAUCUUUGGCUCAUGUCCAAGAAGCUGGCCGCAGUCAACGACGGCCAAAGCCAGCAGCAGAAGACUCAAGCCAACGUCGGUCUCCUCUGCUCGGCCAAAAGCAAAAACGGCAAAUGGUACCGAGGCUUGGUUCAGUUCCUCCCCAUGAACUCGCAGGCGCAAGUCCUGUUUGUGGAUUUCGGAUUCUCCGAGUCGGUCAAAGUGGAGGACGUCCGCAGCUUGCCGCCCGAUUUGUACUCGACGGCCAUUAUGGCGUUCCCGUGCUCGCUGGCUUCUCUGAAGGUUCAGGACGAGGAGCUCGCCAGUCGCCAGUUGAGUUUCCUCAAGGCCGGCUUGCUCGGGGCCGUCUUGGAUGUGCUCGUCGAUACUUUCGACGAGGAGCGGCGCCUCUACUCCAUCACGCUCUUUGAGGCUCUGGAGAAUCACACAGCAGAAGCUGUUACCAGACCUCAUCCAAAAGAAGAGGAGCCUCGCCCGUCCCCCCAGGACGCAAACCUGUCCUACGAGAGCAUCGUGGGCCGAGAGCUGGCUAAGACUCUGAAAAGGGAGGAGCUACAGGAGCGGUCGGUGUUCGAGGCCUUCCUGGAGUUCGCCCAGAAUCCAAACGACUUUUGGAUCCGGACCACAAAGCGAGACGGCGAGUUCCAGGAGAUGAUGAGCAAAAUAGCCCAUCACUUUGCUGGCAUGAAGCUGGAAGACGACGUUCUGCCCAACCCGGAGCUCGGAGCGCUCUGCUGCGCGCUCUACGAGGCCGACAUGCAAUUCUACAGGGGCGUGGUCACCGGCAAGCUCCAGCACGGCGCCGAAGUUCUCUUCAUUGACUUUGGCAACGUGGAGAAAGUUCCCGGUACUGUAAUCAAGAAGAUCCCGGAGGCGCUGGCCUCCAUUCCCGCCUUUGCUCUGUGUUGCACUCUGGUCAACGUGAUGCCCCUGGAUGACGUUUGGACCCGUUUCAACUUGGACUUCUUCAGAGCGACGCUAUCGGGCAAGCUGCUGCUCGUCCACGUGGUCCAGAUCACACCGUGCAAGUGCGUCGUCGAUCUGUUCCAGGCGGAAGGCGAUGGCCGUCGGAGCGUCGGUGAGCUCAUGGAGGCUUCCCAACAAGCAGACUACUGGAAAAUCCUUCCGGAGAAACAUCAGAAAGAUGAGACAACAAAGAAAGCCAUUCAGGAUUCACGUGUCAAUGGAGAGGAAGCCAGAGAAGACAAAUGUGACCACAAGACCUCCACAUCUCCAAGCUUGGAGAAGCGAGAUCCUCCUGAAGAGGAGGAGGAGUUCAUCUACUCCCAUUUCGACUUAAUGCCGGAGCACCAGGAAGACGUUCACGUCACUCACAUCAGCGACGAGCUCGCCAUCUACUGCCAACUCCACCGCAACACUCAAGCCAUCCAGGAGCUUGAAGAGAACAUCUCAGCGCAAAUCCAGAAAAUAAAGGCAGCCAGUGCACAAGAUGCUCCGACAAAACGGUGCUUAGCAAAAUACUUGGAUGGAAAUUGGUACCGGGCCCUGGUUCUGAGCUCUCCGUCUCCGCGCCAUCUCAACGUCUUCUUUGUGGAUUACGGCAAUUGCGGCAUCUCCGAGAAAGCCAACGUGGUGUCCCUUCCCAGAGACUGCCGCUGUUUGUUGUCCACGCCCGUCCAAGCCUUGAAGUUCAACCUGGCUUGCGUAUCCGGGAAGGAGGUCAACACGGAGGUCAAGGAAUGGCUGGAGGAAGCGCUACUCGACAAGCGGCUGAGAGCCGUCAUCCUGGCCAAGUGUCCGGAUUCUUCUUUUGACGUGCGGCUCUCGGACGGAGACCUGGACAUCGACCGGAAGGUCGGAGAGCUCGUCGGCUUGAAGCAAACCGACAAGCAGCCCGUGGUUGACGUCAGCGUUGAGAAACACCACAAGAAUCUGAAAACCCACCAAGAUACAAAAAAGUCCAAAAGGCCAACUUUGAAACCUCAAGCGCAACAGCUAGUCAAAGUUCAAAAUCCUCAAGUUGGCCAUUUGCCAAACAGGAAGGAGAAAGAAGGUUCCCGCUCGCUCUGUUUCGUCUCGCACGUCGACUCGCUCCGUCACUUCUUCCUGCAGCUCUCCCAAGACGAAGCGGCCAUCUUGAAAAUGGCAGAAGACAUCAACUCCAUGAGCGAGUCUUCCUUGAAGGCCGCCGUCUUGCUGCGGCGCGGCGACCUCGUCCUGGCGCGCUACCACGAGGACGGCGCACUCUACCGCGCCGUCGUGGGGGCAGACCAUGACCGCUCCGGUUCCAAGGUAGACUUCCUGGACUACGGAAACAGCGCGGUGGUUGAGGAGAAGAAGAUCUACGCCUUGCCCGGGAAAUUUCUUUUGCUGCCGCCAUUCGCCAUCCCGUGUUGCCUGGCGGACUCCGGCCUUUACGGCGACGACGACGCCGCCUUCACCGACGCCGUCAUGGGGAAACCUCUCAUGGUUCACUUUGUCCAAAAACGGGGAACUUGCUGGCAAGUGGAGAUGGACAUACGCAAGGAUGAAGAAACGUCGAAAGCCCCGGAGCCUCCUGCAAUGGACGAAAAGGCGAAGCUCCGAGAUCAAGCCGUCCCGAAAGUCACCGCGGAUCAACAAGGAACAUUUGAGACGUGCGUGAAGGAUACAAACCUGAGCUCGUCUGAAAGCUUCAAAACCAAAAAUAGAAAGAGGCCCGUCAUAACGACGCUCAAACAGAAGAGGACGUCCGGUGCCAGAAUUAAAGUGGACCUUGUCUUCCUGGCUCGGUUGCUGCGGAAAAACCAGAAAGGGUUUCUUCCGUCGCCGCCUAAAAGCCACAAUCAAGAACUUCCGCCAGAGUCCAGUCUACAUCACAAGCUGGUCUUCGCCCCAGUCUCGCUCAACAAAGAGUACUCGGGGUUCAUCGGCUCAGCGACGACCCCGUCCGAGUUCUACGUGGUUCUGAAGGACUCGAUGGCCGUGGUGAACAAAGUGACCAUCCUGUCGGAGCGCCUCUCCGGGUCAGACUUAGCCCUUCUUCCCAAAUGUAGCCUCACACCCGGCGCCGGCUGCUUGUUCAGAUCAGACGUGGACAAGUGGUGCCGCGCUGAAGUUGUCCGCGCCGACGGCUCGUCCGGCGGGGUCGUGAACCUGGUGGACCGCGGCCUCUCUAACCGUUUUGCUGGACGAGACUUGAGGAUCAUCCCGGAAGAUCUUCUCAAGCUUCCCAAAGUGGUCUAUCCUUGCGUCCUGAGGGGGGCGAGGCCCGGCGGAGAAGACGGCCACUGGAGUGAGCGGGCCAACAUCUACCUGCAGAAGAUCGUGAACCGCAACCUGAAGGUGCUCUUUCGAGAACUUCAGUCCGAUACACGCUGGGCUGUGGACAUUGUGGUGGACGGCGUCGACCUCGCCCAAACGUUGGUGGCAGAAGGUUUCGGUAGCGGGGUCAACAGCGACGACGGAGAUCCGACACCUGCAAGAAUCCGAAGCAGCCAAUCAGGACCCAGCGGAAGGUUGUUGUGA
Syngnathus typhle (broad-nosed pipefish) is the source of this 4282-nucleotide messenger RNA. It is a transcript of the gene tdrd15, whose product is annotated as tudor domain containing 15. The coding region runs from base 29 to 4282 and encodes 1417 amino acids. The transcript is spliced from 2 exons. NCBI's taxonomy places the organism in Eukaryota, Metazoa, Chordata, Actinopteri, Syngnathiformes, Syngnathidae. The record is from RefSeq and is a predicted model, not a curated record.